UUGAAUUUAUCAACGAUAACAUUAUUUAAUAGUGUGUUGGCUACUUGCUUUUGAAAAUGUUGUUAUCAAAGAGAGUUCAAGGAGUUCUUGCAAAGCAAGAUUUUUUGCUCAAGUACAUGUUGUUGGCAAAUUCUGAUUUGUAUGAUGAAAAAGAAAAUCCAAAGGGCUAUAUCAACUUGGGAACUGCUAUAAGUAACCUUUCAUGUGACAUCCUUAUUGAAAAACUAAAUGACGAAGGAAUUUGGAAGUUUGAUUCCAGUUUACAACAUUAUUUUGAAUGUUAUGGCAUUCCUAGGUUGCGAUCUGCCAUGGCCAAUUUCAUGAAUAACUCAUUAUGUUAA
Molecule: messenger RNA, 341 nt
Organism: Limulus polyphemus (Atlantic horseshoe crab)
Lineage: Eukaryota; Metazoa; Arthropoda; Merostomata; Xiphosura; Limulidae
Product: 1-aminocyclopropane-1-carboxylate synthase-like protein 1
Exons: 4
Coding region: 57-341 (94 amino acids)
Source: RefSeq, a predicted model, not a curated record